CGCACAGAGAGCAGAUCUGACACACCGCAGCAGAUAUUGACUUCAGCGCAUCGCUUGUCUGCUAUGAGAAGGCCGUGUGUGUUUGUGUUGUUGGUGAGUGUCCUCGUCUGUCCGGUGGAUCUUUCUCCGGUGAUCGGGCCUGAACCCAUCCGCUGCGCUCCAUGCUCUCAGGAGCAGCUGGACUCCUGCCCCGCCGUGUCCUCGGACUGUCCAGAGGUGCUGCGAGAGCCGGGCUGUGGAUGCUGCAUGUCCUGCGCACUGAAGAAAGGAGAGUCCUGCGGUGUUUAUACGGCUCCCUGCGGAGCUGGCCUGCGCUGUGUCCCGAGACCCGGUGACCCGCGACCGCUGCACGCUCUGACCCGCGGACACGCCGUCUGCACUGAGGACGACCACACACAAGAUGAGCCGGACUUCACGUCUGACCAGGACUCCCUGCAUUACCUGCUGAGCCUCAACCGGCCGCUGGACCCACGGGACGCAGCGGAGGCUCAGGAGAACAUCAAGGCCAAAGUCAAUGCCAUCCAAAAGAAACUGAUCCAACAGGGUCCGUGUCACACUGAGCUGCACGCGGCUCUGGACGUCAUCGCUGAAUCCCAGCAGACUUUAGGAGAGAAGUUCACCAGCUUCUACCUGCCCAACUGUGACCAGCACGGGUUCUACAAGGCCCAGCAGUGUGAGACGUCUCUGGUGGGCCAGCCCCCCCGCUGCUGGUGCGUGUCGUCCUGGAACGGGAAGAGAAUCCGUGAGGAUCUGGCGUCUGAUUCCCAGUGUCCUCAGGAGAUCACGCACUGAACCCAAGCUGCAGCUCACUUACCUUAGGUUUCCUUCUGUACCAUAUUUAUUCUUAUGUAUGUGACUUAUAUUUAUGAACUAGUUUUUGACAGAAUUCUAUUAGAAUGAAUAUGAACUAGAAACAAUCACUAGAACUCCACCUCA
Messenger RNA from Cyprinus carpio (common carp), 936 nucleotides. Its product is annotated as insulin-like growth factor-binding protein 1. Gene Ontology annotation, cellular component: extracellular region. The record is from RefSeq and is a predicted model, not a curated record. NCBI's taxonomy places the organism in Eukaryota, Metazoa, Chordata, Actinopteri, Cypriniformes, Cyprinidae. Gene Ontology annotation, biological process: regulation of insulin-like growth factor receptor signaling pathway. Gene Ontology annotation, molecular function: insulin-like growth factor II binding; insulin-like growth factor I binding.